UACGGCGGGUUGUGGCCGUCGCUUAACCUAGAUUUAGUGACCUGGUGGUCAGGAAAAACCUCAGACGCACAACUGCUUAUACCUACUCGAUCAUUUAAUAAUAUGCGCGACUGCGUCAGUUAUGUGUACCUUUACUUUUCAAAAGCUACCGUUCAUAACUGGUGGAGGGAACUGUUGUUCAAUUUUCCCUCCAACAGCCUAAAUGGCGUUUGAGAAACGUUUCCUGCUUCUGGCCAUCUCUGUGCUGGAGAUGCUGCUGUUUUCCGGCAUCAUCUAUGGAUGGACAUCACUAGUGUAUGUCCUAAAAAAGGAGGGGUACCUCAGUGACCUCUGCGUUAAUACAACAGCAAACAACUCGCAGCACAGCACUCAGAUCAACUGCCAAGAUUCGUCAAACACCUCUACCCAUGAUGCACCUUGUUACCAAGAAUGCAUUGAACAAGACGAGGCCUUGGCGCAAGUGUUCGCGACUUCCGUGGUAGCCAGUCAAGUUGUCUCGUUGUUCGCAGGGGUAGCUCUGGACUACUGCGACCUUCAUCAUACCGUGUCCUCCCGGCGGCGUGCGGCCGUCCCAGUGUUCAUCAUCACCAGUCUGACCAGCUCGCUGGUGUUCUUCUUCGCCACGCUGUCCGUGUGGGACACGGCGUCUGUGGAGUCCAGUACGGGCCUGCUCAUGACGUCAGCUCAGGACAUGUUCUUGACCUUCGUUUUGCACAUCGUCAGCAGAGCCUUCAUCUAUGGAGGGAACACCGCCUUCAUCGCUAAUUCAUUUCCCGCGGAGCACUUAGGCCGGUUGAUCGGUCUGUCGUACUUAGUAGCCGGACUGGUGGGUCUAGUGCAGUAUCCACUCAUCGGCUGGAUCAAGACUGCUGGAACCCCGUUUUAUGUUUACAUCUUUGUUCUGGUGCUUUCCAUUGUAACGUUUGGUCAUCCGGUCCACAUCAGCUACCAUUGCAGGGACAUGUCUAACACAAAUGGCCGACGCACUUCCCAAAGUACCAUACAAGAACCCGUAAACAGACAUCUCAAAUUCGACGUUUCAAAGCUUAAGGAGACACGUGUCUAAGUUCCAAGGUCUAAAGCUAUUUUUAAAAGUAUUCUCCAAUACGUGAAUACUUGUUAGUCGGAUUGAACUUAUAUUUGAAAUAGAAUAUGUGUUGUUUACAAAGAUUUUAUAUCAAAAGUUCUCGUCAGGAAAUGCGUACAAUCAAAUAAUGGUUUAAUGUGAGUAACGAUAGUUGUAUAUGACCAUGAUGAUAACAAAUGUAUGAUGUAAAUGAUAAAAAAAUGACAACUUUGAAACAGUUGAUUCCUGAAUACGUAUACCAGGUGAAAAGCUUUCAGCAUAUUACUUUACCUUACCUUCACUAUUACCUUAAAACAACAUCGGUGCACACGUGUCUUUAUCUUGUUGACUCACAAUUUGUGUCUGUAUCUGUAUAGCCGGUAUAAUCACCCUUCAGCGUAACGCACCAGCUUCUGUAUCUGUAUAGCCGGUAUAA
Messenger RNA from Branchiostoma belcheri (Belcher's lancelet), 1502 nucleotides. RefSeq names its product solute carrier family 43 member 3-like. Bases 203 to 1066 code for a protein of 287 amino acids. The transcript has 5 exons. The record is from RefSeq and is a predicted model, not a curated record. NCBI's taxonomy places the organism in Eukaryota, Metazoa, Chordata, Leptocardii, Amphioxiformes, Branchiostomatidae.